AUGCUUGGAGCGCCGGCGUUAAAUUUGCCAUUGAGGUUCAGCUCCGUCUUCUAUCUGGGUAAUCAAGUUGUGACAGACAACGAUGGGAACGGCAGGUUCCGAAUCCAUGAGACUAAUGUGUUUUUCAGGCAGACGGAAUUCAGAGCAGUCAGUCUGUUUGUUGCAGGGUUGAGAGGAGAGAGCAGGUUGUGUUCUGGGAAUUGUUACAGAAUCGAUGGGCAGGUGGCAGGUGCCUCAGGUGGUGGGACACCAAUUCUGUUUGAAAUGGCUCGCGGUACAAUCGUUCUCGACCCCGAAAGUGCAAACCCUGUAAGCUUGACAAACAAGGUCCUCACAGAGGGUGUCGGCCAAGUCGUUGAAUGGUUUGGACGACCGGUGGUUGGUGGGAUUGGGAGGGAAGAGGAGAGGAGGGUCGUCGAGUUUUAUGUUACUUACGUCUUAGAUGCGGCCGUUACCUGCACGCUGAGCAUGGACACUUUGGACGUGAACAAUAUCCUCCAAUUGCGCGGGAAUGUAUUUGGCUUCGAUGUCGCUCGGAAUCGCUGGGAAGUGAAGGUUGCGGAAGUGCGACUAGUGAGCAAGAGAGAACGUCCUCGAAGAAGUCGUAGACAAAGGGGCCUCGAGGCGCAUCGAGGCUGGCGAAGUCGCCGCAGCAGGGUACGGAUAUGA
Messenger RNA from Melampsora larici-populina 98AG31, 669 nucleotides. RefSeq lists its product as uncharacterized. The record is from RefSeq and is a predicted model, not a curated record. Bases 1 to 669 code for a protein of 222 amino acids. The transcript is spliced from 4 exons. NCBI's taxonomy places the organism in Eukaryota, Fungi, Basidiomycota, Pucciniomycetes, Pucciniales, Melampsoraceae.